This is a messenger RNA of Brienomyrus brachyistius, 7058 nucleotides long. RefSeq names its product diphthamine biosynthesis 6 (gene dph6). Bases 1018 to 3204 code for a protein of 728 amino acids. The record is from RefSeq and is a predicted model, not a curated record. The transcript has 14 exons. Gene Ontology annotation, molecular function: diphthine-ammonia ligase activity. Gene Ontology annotation, biological process: protein histidyl modification to diphthamide. Lineage: Eukaryota; Metazoa; Chordata; Actinopteri; Osteoglossiformes; Mormyridae.
UCCUGUUCACAUCUGCUGACUUGUAGUUUUGUCUGACUUGUUAGAAAACUCUCCUCUACUGUUUGUCCUACCAUGACGAUCAUCCUACGCUUUGGACCCGUUCGUUACUUGCUGCAGUUAUAUUUUUCUUUUGCUUUUAUACAAAUCUUUUCUCUCUCCAAAUUUAACAGAAAUUAUAUUAUAUUUGGAAUCAUAAUGAAAGAUAAGAAAGUUGAAUUUCUGUUGAAUAUUAUCGGGACAUUUCUUAUUCAUAAAUAUAAAUGUAUUAAGACGCAACCUUCAUUAGUACUGCAAAUCAAUGAAAUUUAUAGAAAAGAAAACUAAAAAAUAUCAGAAGACUCCUUAGCUAUUUUAGUUUAUACGUUUUUUUUUUUUUUUAAAAAAGGUUAUAAUUAUGUUUACAAUUUGCGUGCUCCGUUUUUUUAAGAAACUGUAUAUCAUGUGUUACUGGCCAUAUAAUUUCUUUAAUAAUUUUUUAAAAGCCUUAGAAAAUGACGGGACAUAAAUCGUUAAAACGAGCGUUCUCGCGCGAAAUAAACAAGUAAAGCUUGCAUCGUAUAUAAUCGUAUUUCCAUGGGGGGGGGGGGGUAACAGAAUGGGAAACAUGGAAAAGCCUUUUUUAAAACUUAGUUUUUAAAAGCGUAUGAAACAUUUUCUGAGUAGAUGAAAUAUACGUAUGUUGUGAGACACCAUAACGCACCGUGUUAAUUCCUUCUUGAAAAUAAUUACAGAAGACCCUCUAAAAAUGUUUAGUUAAAUAGAGGUCUAUUUAGUGUUUAAGACUACAUUAUUUAAUUACCAAAAUGAGAAUUAUAAAUACCUACCGUUGAAAGCUUUCAAUCAGGCAUGCAUUUAGUUACCUAUGAAUUGGGUCUUUUUGCUAUUUGCUUGGGCGCAUGAGCGUUUUUUUUGCGUUUGCUUGUUGGUGGUGUGCUGCUGUGGUGUGAGUGAAGGAGAUUGUGGAAUGUUUGUUUUGCUAUAUUGUGUAGCUAAUAAAGAUAUUAAAGCAAUAAUAAAAUGAAAGUAGUCGCGAUGAUAAGUGGUGGCAAAGACAGCUGCUACAACAUGAUGCAGUGUGUAGCUGCAGGACAUGAGAUUGUGGCUCUUGCAAACCUGCAACCCUCUGAAGAUAGAGAUGAAUUAGACAGUUACAUGUAUCAGACAGUGGGACAUCAGGCUAUCAACCUGUAUGCAGAGGCCUUGGGCCUUCCACUGUACAGGCGUGUUAUUGAGGGAUCAAGUUUGAAUAUUGGAAGAGGAUAUAGACAGAGAGAAGGAGAUGAAGUGGAGGACAUGUAUCAUCUGUUGAAGCAGGUCAAGGAGGACAAAGGAGUUGAAGCUGUUUCUGUGGGGGCCAUUUUGUCAGACUACCAAAGAGUCAGAGUGGAAAAUGUGUGUGCACGUCUUCAUCUGCAGCCUCUGGCUUACUUGUGGCACAGAGACCAAGAAGAGUUGCUUAGUGAGAUGAUAACAAGUGGUCUAGAAGCCAUUAUUAUUAAAGUAGCAGCAUUCGGAUUGGAUCCAGAAAAGCAUUUAGGAAAAUCUUUGGUUGAAAUUGAGCCAUAUCUUAAACAGCUUUCUGAAAAAUAUGGAGUACAUGUUUGUGGUGAAGGAGGAGAGUAUGAGUCCAUUACUCUGGACUGUCCCCUCUUCAAAAAAAAAAUUCUUAUAGAUUCCAUGGAAACAGUGAUACAUUCAGCAGAUGCUUUCGCUCCAGUUGGCUUUCUGCGCUUUUUAAAAAUGCAUACAGAACAGAAAGCUAAUGAUUCCUCUAGUUGGUGUUGCCAUCUCCAGCGUUGUCCUUGCCAGAAUUCCAUUGAAGAAAUGGAACAUGCUGAUAAGUCUGAAGAUACCCAGGAUACAUUAACAUCAAAAUCUUUCAGCAGCGAUGUGGUGAAUUAUUCUCAGCAGGAAUAUGAUACCAUUGUUCAAAGUUCAAACAGAACAACACUGGGAUAUCAGUGGAUCUGUGACAUCGCUGGGUCCUGUUCUGAAGAUCAAAACAUCCAUGACCAAACAAAGCAAGCAUUUUCAUUGUUACAAGGUCAAUUGAAAAAAAAUGGAAGUGUAUUUAAAGAUAUUGUCCUAGUGCAUUUGUACUUGAGGAGGAUGGCGGACUUUGCAGCAGUAAACUCAGUGUACCAGGCCUUCUUUGAGCACGAUCCUCCUGCCAGAGUAUGUCUUGAGACGCUUCUUCCUGGCAAACAACUGAUUCAGAUGGACUGCCUGCUGCAUCACUAUGUUGGGCUGGUUCCUGAAGGUGCUUCAGAAUGCAAGCAUUGUUUGCAUGUUCAGAGUCUGUCCCACUGGGCACCCGCAAACAUUGGGCCCUACAGUCAGGCUGUCAAGGUGGAUGAUGCUGUGUUCUGUGCAGGACAAAUUGCCCUAGUUCCCUGCAGAAUGCAGCUGGUGGAAGGUGGACCAUCUCUUCAGGCAUCACUUGCUCUACAUCAUGUUGUGAAGGUCCUCGAAGCCAUAGACAGCAGGCUUGGUCUUUGUCAUGUGCUUCAGGUCCACUGUUAUGUCACACACAAGAGUUACAUCCCAGUUGUUAAACAUGUCUGGGACAAGAAGCUGGAAGUUUCACACACUGAGCAGGACUCAUACGGUGCAGUGGAAGAGUGGAGUGCACUCUUGGUGGCAGCUGUAGUACCCUGCCUUCCCAGACACGCUGCUGUUGAGUUCCACGUCAUUGCCACUUCUGACCAGCCAAGGCAAAGGAUUUCCUGUCGCAUAACGGUGGACCUGCCUGCCGGCUACAUUGAGUGCCGAGCCUUGCAGUCUAGCACCCAGCAAUAUGCUGCUCUCUCCCUGUCUCUAAGCAUGCAUUCUGACCCUACUCCCAUGACAGGCCAGGAAAUACUUAAAAAACUGAGUACAACUCUCCACCAUGUCCUCCAGAAAGUGGAGUGCAGUCUGACCCCAAUAUGUGGCAGAGCCUUCUAUAAACAUGACAGCACCCUCGGGAGAAUAUGUGCAGCAGGUAAUCUCUGUCUUCCUCAUUUACUGAAACCUUCUCUCACAAGAUUCUAUAGUUCCUUUUUUCUUAUAUUUAUUCUAUGUAUUAUAUCCCUGCAGUAUUUUUCAUUAUUGUUUGAUGUUUCAUUAUUGUUUCAUAAUUCUUUGUUAAUGAAUGUAGUUUUUUUCCUUGUAGGGGGAAAUGUUUUGCAUAUAUGGAUCACUCAAAUUGAACUACACAUUUAGUGCAUUACAUAUUUCACAUUCUUGGUGUACAUUUCAACUCUAGUUUGAGUCAAGAUGAAACUCAAGGUCUAAGAGAUGUGGGAUAUUCAAAAUAAUAGCAAGCUAAUUGCAUAUAAUUGCAGAUACAGAAUUAGUGGCUCAGCAGCUACAGCGGGAUCUUGAUUUAAUUAGCGACUGGGCCGAUACCUGGCAGAUGAAAUUUAACGUCGAUAAAUGUAAGGUACUCCAUCUAGGGAGCAGAAAUAUAAAGUACAGAUAUUUCAUGGGUGUCACUGAAAUAAAGGUAGCUGAUCAUGAGAAAGACCUUGGUGUGUAUGUUCAUGCUUCCAUGUCCCAUUCUCGCCAGUGUGGGGAAGCAAUAAAAAAGGCCAAUAGGAUGUUGGGGUAUAUCUCCAGGUGUGUGGAGUUUAAGUCAAGGGAGGUAAUGCUAAGAUUAUACAAUUCCUUGGUGAGACCUCACCUAGAAUAUUGUGUGCAGGUUUGGUCACCAUAUCUUAAAAAGGACAUUGUGGCCUUAGAAAAGGUGCAGCGUAGGGCCACAAAAAUGAUUCCUGGUCUUAGAGGAAUGUCAUACGAGGAACGGUUACUUGAGCUAAAUCUGUUCAGUCUCAAGCAAAGGAGACUGAGGGGGGACAUGAUCUAGGUAUAUAAGAUUCUAACAGGUUUGGAUGCUGUUCAACCAAAUAGUUACUUCAGCAUUAGUUUAAAUACACGAACUCGUGGCCAUAGGUGGAAAUUAGCGGGAGAACAUUUCAAGCUGGAUUUAAGGAAGCACUUCUUUACACAGCGUGUAGUUAGAGUAUGGAAUAGCCUUCCUGAUAAUGUAGUGCAAGCUGAAUCCUUGGGUUCCUUUAAAUCAGAGCUAGAUAAGAUUUUAACGACUCUGAGCUAUUAGUUUAGUUCUCCCCAAGCGAGCUUGAUGGGCCGAAUGGCCUCCUCUCGUUUGUAUAGUUCUUAUGUUCUUAUAUACUUAUGGUGGUUAAAUUAGUAUACUGUCUGCAUAUGGCUAUCUGUAAUAUCAGUUUCCUGCUCCCAUAGGACUUUCAGAAUUAUUCAAGAAUUGCCUGGAUCAAAGAAGUUCAGCUGUGACAUUGGUUCCGGUCCAGUGUUUGUCUGAUUCUCAGGUUCUGCACCUUUCCUGCUGGCUCAGUCUAUAGCUGGGUAAUUGUCUGGGCUCUGUUCUCUUAAACAUGUUUUUUCCUUCAUAUUCAGGUUAUAUUAAAUUAGUGAUAAGGGAGAGUGCUGUUUAUUGUUGAUUUAUUUUUUUUAUUCAUUAAACAGGACAAUACACCAAUGAUUAUAUAUGAAUAAUCAAGGUUUUUCACCAUAAAGCAGUAUACAAUAAAAUUGUUCUGUUUCGCUUGUCCUAUUGCAUCCUGUGGAAAUUUUGAACUAUUUUACAUGAAGGGACAUACAUGGAACAAAAAAGGGGGUGUUGGGAAUGUUCAGAGAGAAAAUUCUUGUGCUGUUGACGUUUCUGUCAUAUAGAUUAUAGUUAAACAAUAGUUUUCUUUAUUGAGAAAUUGUAGGAGUCAUAAAUCAGAUCAUUAAUUCUGUUGGAUGUCUGUACAUGUUUUAGAUAUUGAUCCCAAUUAGACCAUAAUUUAAUAAAAAACUUUGUUUGUAGAUGGAUUGAGAAGGUAGCAUUUUCCAUUAUAUAUAUUUCAUUGAAACUAUCCAUUCUGUUAUUGUGGGGGGAUCUGGAAGUAGCCAGUGUUUUGUAAUAUUUUUCCACAGAUGUCAAUAUAUUAAAUACAUAUCUAUUUAAGUGUACUCGUAGGGAGCUGGCAUUUCUUAAAAUGAAAGUAGAGAAUUAGAAUGGUAUUUUCGUCGAUGAGAUGUCUUUCAGAAUGUUAUGUGUCUUCAACCAGAAAUCUCUUAUAAGUGAGCAAUCCCAGAAUAUGUGGCAAUGAUUGACAUUCUGGUUCCUGCAUAAUCUCCAACAUUUAUUAUUUCAUGAUGAGAAUUUGUGUUUUUGUGUUUUCUUGAUACUGAUUUGUAGGUCGUACUGCACACACAUGUGAUUAGUAGUAAAUGACAUUGUACACCUACAGAGUAGCAUUCUUAAUCAGUAUUUCAUAAAUGGUGUAUACACUGAACUUCCUUAGAGUGUGUCUAACGCGCCAUAUAACCAGAUUUUUACAGUUUAUUUUUCUGCUCUCUAUUAUGCAAAAUGUAUGGUGUGUGCUGCCCUCAUAUGAUGCUUACUUGGAACUGCAUACAUCAUAUAAAUAAUUUAUUAUGCGAUAGCCUCACUCUCAGCUUGUUACAAUGCAAGGAAAGAACAUUACAAUUCAUCAAUUUGCUGUAAAUCUUUCAAAUAUGUUAAAAUUAAAGGGCAAAAAACAUAUACUUCUUCCUUAUGUGCAUCGAUUGCCAAACAUGACUUUUUUUGUUGAACACUUGCUAGCUUCAUGCCUUCUCAGUACUGAUACGUAUCAGAUCACUUACUUCACUUUCAUGAAUCAGAGCCAGGUGGUUUCGUGAGCUUGAUUUAGUAUUUCAUGGGAACAUUAAAAUAAUUUGUGUGCCCAAUUUAAUGUACCAUGACAAUGAAAAUGAGGACAAAUUUGUCAUAAAACAAUAACAUUUGAUGUUAUCUUUGUUUUAUUUUCAAUUUAAUAUGGGUUGUAUGAUUUGCAAAUCAUUGCAUUCUGUUAUUUACAUUUUACAUAGCAUCCUGAUUUUUUUGGAUAUGGGGGUUAUAUCACUUAACCAAUAAUAUUGAUGUACCAAACACCAAAUGUACAUCUUUCUAUAAAAUAACUAAAAUAUGUUUAGACUUUAAUGUUUAAAAUAAUUUUCAGGAGAAACUUAAAUGCAUUAUCUUAUGUUAAUACCAGCUUGCCUAUUACAAUAUUCAUCAUUUUUAAAUUUAUAUUUGAUGUUGGGUAAUACUGGGAUACAACCAGAAGUAUGAACCAUAUUUCAUUUAGGCAUGGGAGUGUAGGUGGGCUUAACAACACAGAAUAGUGGCUCUGCCCAGUGACAGUGGACUGCUAACCUGAUGACCAAGCUUGAUGAAUGGUGCUAUAUCCCUAGUUAGCAGUUUAUGGCUGACAUGCCCUCUACUUUCAGCAAGAGCAUUGGCCCAAUCCAGAGUUUAUGGGAUGUGGGGCUGGGGAAGCAAUUUCAAUCAAUUUCACAUGGUUAGCAUAGUUUGUUUUCCAGUGAUGUAAUAACAUAUAAUAAAUGUAGAAAAACGGCUCCAAAUUUAAAACAUGCAGCUUUCAUAGGCAAAAAUACAAAGUGAAAUGAACUGGAAUUAAUUCACACAGCACACGCAGCAGAAAGGCUAAGUGAAAAUAAUAGAUUCCCAAAGCUGAGGGAAUUCAGUCAGCAGAAUCCAGGCAAACACUGCUACUUAAAAACUGACACUUCUACUGUUCUAGUCCAGAAACAGGCCAGCUUAGUCUCAAAGUUCAUAGUGUUGAUGAGGUGAAGGUUCCUGUGGCCAGUGUUUAGUAUCACGUGCUCCUUGUUCAGUCUGACCAGACUGUUUAUCUCUGUGUUCUGCCUCCAUCCCCCUCUUUGUUGAUUCCGGAGUUCUCUGAGCAGCGUAACCAGGCAACUGCUGAUCCAUAAUAGACAAGAAGUUGUAGAAAGACACUGGGGGUCCCCAGUUUUUAUCCAAAAUGAACCCUGCAAGGCAAGGGUAAUGACAAAUUUAACAGGAACAUCAUGAAGUAACUAACGACGUUAAUAGGCCCUGGGUUUGUCAAGUUAAAAGACAUUCUAGCACCAGUUAUUAAAAGAUUUAAGUGCAUGUAUGUAUAUAUAAUGAGCCUGUAUGUAUAAUUUGACCAUGUGUGGAUUGCAGAAAAUCCAAAAUAAAUUCAAGCUUGUGCACCCAA